UGUCGUCCGACCCUACGUUGCCUCUUCCGUUUUAGUUGAUCCCUCUCCGUUUCUUUCUCUUCCUCCUCCUCCUCUCUCUCUUUCUCUCUCUCUCUCUCUCUCUCUCGAAGCGCGAAUAGAGAUGAAGCUCUCCUUCUCCCUCUCUUCCAAAUCCUCAAAACCCCCCCAGGAGAUCCUUAACGGCGGCGGCAAGGCGGAGGACGGCGAGGCCAAGCCCCAAUUCGUCACCGUGUUCGACCCCGCCCAAACCCUAGAUGCCCCCGCCAAGCUCGUCAUCCCCCCCAUCCCCAACGUCGACCUCCGUCCCACCAAGAAGAUGAAGAGCCUCCUCCCCACCGCCGAGGACGACCCCUCCGCUGCCGCCGCCUCAGAAACCCGCUUUGUCCUUGACACCUCCACUGGCGACGCCCCCGCCUCCAACAUCCCCUACGGCCUCACCCUCCGCUCCAACGGCGCCGCCGCCUCCGCCGAUUCUAGAUCCCAGGAGGAGGACGGAGACCGCCACCGCGCUGCCUCGGUGGAGGACUCGAUGCUCAGGAGAUUCAAGGAAGACAUGGAGAACCUCCCGGAAGAUCGCGGCUUUGACGAAUUUAACGACAUCCCAGUCGAGGGUUUUGGUGCUGCGCUCCUUGCUGGGUAUGGGUGGUCGGAGGGCAAGGGGAUCGGCCGGAAUAAGAAGGGCGAUACCAAGGUCGUCCAAUAUGAGCGGAGGGCGGGGACCGAAGGGUUGGGAUAUGUCCCUUCCUCGCGUGAUCCCAAGAAGAGGAAGGGCCAAUGGGUUUCCCAGGAGGAGAAGGAGAAGCAAGAGAAGGAUAAGGACAAAGAUAAGAUUGUUAGGGUUAUAUCAGGACGGCAUACUGGCAUGAAAGGCAAGGUUUUGAAGGGUUCAGUGGCCUCCAAGAUCCUUUUGAAGCUGCUUGAGACUGGAGAGGAGGUCAAGCUUGAAGGUGAUAUGGUUGUUGAGUUGGGCUCCGAGAAGGAAGAGACAUUCUUGAGGAGAUUGAAUGAAUUAAAGGUUGCGGAGAAGGAUGACAAGAGGGAGGAUAAGAGGAAUAGGGACAAGAGGAGGGAAGAGAAAAGGGGUAGGGAUGAGGAAGUGAAGAAAGGUGAGGACUUGCACCAGAGGUUGAGCAGUGGCUGUGGGGAAAGGAGCAGAGCAGCUCGAUGGCUCAAGAAUCACAUUAGAGUUAGGAUAAUCAGUGAGGAUUUCAUGGGAGGUAAGCUGUUUCUGCAGAAGGGGGAGGUGGUGGAUGUGGUUGGCCCCACCACAUGCGAUAUUGCAAUGGAUGGGAGCAGGAAGUUGUUGCAGGGAGUGGACCAGGAGAUCCUUGAGACUGCACUGCCCAGAAGAGGGGGACCGGUCCUUGUGCUCUGUGGGAAGCAUGAGGGUGUCUUUGGAAGCCUGGUGGAGAGGAACAAGGAAGAUGAGACAGCUGUGGUCAGGGAUGCAGACACUCAUGCUUUGAUCACUGUGAGGCUGGAGCAGAUUGCGGAGUAUACUGCGGAUCCAAGCUAUAUAGGAUAUUGAUCCUUGAAAUGCUGACAACAUUGCAGCAGCUGUUUUUGGGCAGAGAGUGAAGUGAGUGGACUACAGAACAAACCUAUAGAAGAGGAACGUGAUGAAUAAGGGAAGAAAAGCCAAAAAAUGACCCUGUGAUCUUUGUCUUGUCCCCAUUGCAUUUGAUAGCUGUACUUCGAACAAAUUUUGGAAGCUCCAUCGUCUCCAUAAAAGUGGUAGCAUUAUUUGAUAACGAGCAAGCAGGGAUCAGUUCUCUUAUUCAUUUUCUUUUUUCAUCCUCUGUGAUGAAUGAAAUGAUUGGAAUGGUAUGUUGUAGUGUCUAUAGCUUUUGACUUGGAUUUUCAUUGUUAAAUAUCCAUAUUCAAGAUACUCUGACCUGACCUUCUCAGUGUUCUGCCUUCUUUCCCCAAAGAGGAAACUGUAUAUUCAGCGCCAUAUGUGUAAUAUGAAAUGAUGUUAUAGCUGAUAAUUCAAUACAGUAACUGUGGAACUAGUGGAUAAGAUUGAGUUGUUAUAGAAUUAUUUAAAGCUUGAGCUCUGCCGUGGGCAAAGAAAACAUAUAAGUAUGUUUAUAAUUGGAUUAUGAACAUUGGAAUUACCUUGUUAAAAACUUGCAAUAUUUUUGAGCACAAAACUUGCCAUGUAUCCAAUCUUACCAGGGUUAGGGUUUGGGCAAGGUAGUUGGGUUGGGGAAUGGGUAGAUGUUAGGUAAAGGUUUUAGGUUUAUGUUGGAGUUAAGGCAGCUUGGAUUGGGGUUAGUAGGGUGGGGCAGUGGAUGGCUGGCCUGCUAAGGAUGGUGCUGAGCUGCGCACAUGUGCACAGCUGCAUGUAUACGCACGUCCAUGCAUGCGCAGCUGCAUGCAUAUGCAUGUGCACGCGCAACAUGGAGAGAGAGAGAGAGAGAGAGAGAGUAGCUACUAUGGCUGUCACCAGUUGAUGGCUGUGGAUGAUGGCAGAUCGGGACAGAAGAGGAGGAGACAGGAAGAAUGUUUGGCAGAGGAAGGGAAUUGGAAGAAUAUAAAUCAUAUUUAUUUAUAUAAUAAUGUAAUCUGGGCAAUAUUGUCAAAAGCAAAAGGCGCCUUAAGGCAACGGCAACCCUGUAUUGCCUGAGACACUAGGCGCCAAAAAGGCGCUUGCUUGAAGAAAGCAAGUCACUAAUGUAAAAAGAUUCAAUAAAUAUUUAUUUCUAUCCCACGCAUCCGAUAACAAUAUAGGCAUUAUAAGAUAUUCAAGUUUCAACAUCAAAAUCAUAAUUGUCUUGUACGUCAGAUAUUGUGUUU
This is a messenger RNA of Phoenix dactylifera (date palm), 2799 nucleotides long. It is a transcript of the gene MOS2, whose product is annotated as D111/G-patch domain-containing protein. Gene Ontology annotation, biological process: mRNA splicing, via spliceosome. Gene Ontology annotation, molecular function: nucleic acid binding. The record is from RefSeq and is a predicted model, not a curated record. Gene Ontology annotation, cellular component: spliceosomal complex. Lineage: Eukaryota; Viridiplantae; Streptophyta; Magnoliopsida; Arecales; Arecaceae.